AUGGAAAAGACCUAUGAAUAUUACAAAAGCAAUCAUUUUGAUGUGUUGUUUCCAAAAUUAUCUUUUUCCCUAGGCAUUGGUUGGUUUUACCUUGAGAAUGAGGCCUCCAAAGAUGCUUGCACUGAUUCUAAAAAGGUUUGUUCUUUUGAUAUUGUGAAACACAUUGAUGCAUUCUUGGUCGGUCAUAAGGAAGCUAGUCAUUAUGUUGAUGGAUCAAAUACAUUACAUGCAAGAGGAACAACUAUGGGAUUGGAAGGGAAACCAAAUGGGGUUUCAAUUCUGGGAAUUAUAGAAGAUGAGGUAUUAGAUGGAUAG
This is a messenger RNA of Vicia faba (fava bean), 315 nucleotides long. The record is from the annotation of a GenBank genome assembly. Lineage: Eukaryota; Viridiplantae; Streptophyta; Magnoliopsida; Fabales; Fabaceae.